Molecule: messenger RNA, 2412 nt
Organism: Rhodotorula toruloides NP11
Lineage: Eukaryota; Fungi; Basidiomycota; Microbotryomycetes; Sporidiobolales; Sporidiobolaceae
Product: HSP20-like chaperone domain protein
Exons: 2
Coding region: 1-2412 (803 amino acids)
Source: RefSeq, a predicted model, not a curated record
AUGGCUUCCUUCCACCCACCACUGCACUCGCCACCGCCAGAGGCGGCACCCGCCAAAGCGACGUCGACUUCUUCGCACGCACACCGCCCCGUCCCCGAACCUCACCCGCUCGUCUCGUCCGACGAGUCGAUCCGCACCCUCGCAUCCGUCAGCUCGUCGACCUCGACCGCGACCGACUGCACCGCCCUCUCGAGCGUGCGGUACGAGUCGGACGCUGAGGAGUUGCUGAACGAGCCACCGCGCCGUCGCCGAUCUUCCACCAACACCGAGUACUGCCGCCCGCCGCUGGAGACGCCGCCCCAGCUCGUGCCGGUCAGCAUGGCGGGCACGGGGAUGGAGCAGAUCGACGACGAGCUGCGCAGGCGGAUAGAGCAGUUCUCGAUGCAGGGCGACAGCCGCGAGGCGAGGAUGGCGCAGCGGGCGGCCGAGGGCUACUUUGCGGCUGCCAUGUCGUCCGUUGAGCCGCCGUCUCUGCCUUCCACUGCACGAGCGCUUCCCUCGAUCGUGACGGCGUCGACUUCCUCGCGACCGUACUCCUCCGCUUCCUACGCGCACUCGCCCCUCGCCUACGCCCCGCCCGUCCCUCACUACCCCCUCCAUCACCCUCAGCCGAGCACGUCGGCUCAGAUAUCUACCUCAUUGCGCUCUCCCAGCUCGCACUCCGCCCGAUCGAGUCUCUCGCUCGACGGCUCGGUCGGUGCGCUGUACCCCUUCGCAACCUCGACUUCACCCCUCUCUUCCGUCGUCGCGCCUUCACCUCUCGCCGCCCUCGCCUCCGCCGACAUCCGCCCUUCCUCGACCGACACCUUCUCGACCUUCUCGACUCGCUCGUCCGGCCGUCCCUGGGUCUUCGAUUCGGACGCGUCGUCGAUCUGCAGCGCCGGGAGCGCAGGCGCGGUGACAGCGACGAGUACGGCGGCGGGCAGUGCGAGCAAUAGCGGUGCCGAAGGGCCGAGUAAGAAGGCUGUUGCGAGCGGGCAGGUGAGGACGGACGACGCGGGCGAGGAGCUCGAGGUGUACAAGCCCAAGACGGCCGAUGUCGAGUUCCUCGACCACCGACCCGAACCUCCCGGCGCCUCGCUUGACAUUGACCGUUCCGACCCGCUCCAGAUCGUCCUCCGCGUCACCCUCCCCGGCUUCUCGCUCGAGAACAUCACUGUCGCGAUGCGCCGUGGUCACAAGGUUCACAUCGUCGCCGACUCGUACGGCGAGAACGGCGGACAUUUUGAGAAACUCGUCAUGCUCGGCGCGGACGUCUCGACUUCGGCGCCUCGAGCCGAGUUCGAUGGCAACCUCUUGCGCAUCUACAUCCAGCGCAGACCGUCGAGGCCGACGACGGCAAUCACGAUUGCUGGCCCGCCUCGAGGGUCGCUCGACUAUGGCUACCCGUUCGGCGUGACUGCCGGUCCUGCGAGUCCACCCAGCUCGGCGUUCUCGUCUCCUGACCUGGGCGGAGACCACAACCGACGACCGUCUGUCGCCUCGUCGUUCGCCUCGAUCUGGUCCUCCGACUCGUCCUCGACGCACACCUCGCCCUACACUCCCGUCUCUCCCUCGCUCGACACGAUCGGCGCCGGCACGUCCUCCUUCGCCGACUCGGUCGACUCGUCCGCCUUCCUCCCCCCUCCCUGUACCGCUCGCGCCGGUCCUGCACCCGGGCAGGUCGAGAAGCGCGUCAAGCGGCUGACUGGACCCGAAGGUGCGAGGGCGGCUGCCAAGGCUGCGCGGGAAGAGGCGGCGAAGCGGGCGAAGGAAGAGGCGAAGCGGUUGCCGAAGGAGGCCAAGGGCGGGCGGUGGUUGCCGUUCCGCAAGCAGAAGGAGCAGCAGGCGCAGCAACAGUCCGGCGAGACACGCGCCUCUGCUACAGAGGAACAGGCUCACCGGUCCAGCGGGAGCAGCGGCGGGUCGAGCGGGACUGCCAGUAGCGGGGCGAGCGCGUCCAGCCCCAACACGAGCGACCCGCCUUCCGACGAGGCGCCGACCAAGACUGGCUCGGUCGAUCGCAACGGCACCAUCAAGGCGUCGUCCCGCUCGCACUCGCCGCUCCCGCCCAUCGUUGGCUCGGCUGAUGAGUCGACUACUCGCACGCUCGACUCGGCGUCGACCGAGUUGUCCAAGGCGAUCGACGAAGACCCUUCCUUGUCGCCCUUCUCCCCUUCUCCCGUCGACACGCCCACCUUUUCGCCUUCGCCCACCUUGACACCCGCACCAACCUCGACGCCCGCACCGAAGCGGCCGUCUUUCCGCGCCAACAACCUCACCCUCCGCCCGUUCGAUCGGUCCCAGUCGUUCGUCGAGGCCGCCGCCGCAGCCGCCGCCUCGCAUGGCGGAGGCAGUCCCUCCGCGUCAAGCGACGGCGGCGUCACGCCCAGCGUCGAGCGGAUGGGCAUGCGCUUCACCCAGGCGUCCUAG